UUCGCAUUCAAUGUUUACAUGGCAAGAUUAACUUUCUUUGAUUUGUUUUGUUUAAUUGUUAAUUAAUUGUCUUGGUUUUUGUUUAUUGUGUUGCCUUUUAUUGUUGUUUAAUUACAUUUGAUCACCAUGAUUGAUAGUCUAUUUAUAAUAGACAAUUUGGGAGAUAUAUUUCUACAGAAACAUUGGAAGAAAAUUAUCAAUAAAUCUGUUUGUGAUUAUUUUUUCGACUCACUGAAAAAGUACAACAAAACAAAUGUCAAACCGGUGAUUGCAACUCCACAUUAUUUUAUCAUCUCAGUUUAUCGGAAUCAAUUAUAUUUUGUAGCAAUUACCAGUAAAGAGGUUCCUCCUUUAUUUGUGGUUGAAUUUCUUCAUCGAGUUAUCGAUAUAUUUACAGAUUAUUUUGGUGACUGUAAGGAAUCACUGAUCAAAGAAAAUUAUGUCGUUGUCUAUGAAUUACUCGAUGAAAUGCUGGACAAUGGUUAUCCCCUUGCAACAGAAUCAAAUAUACUUAAAGAACUUAUAAAACCUCCUAAUCUAUUAAGGACGAUUGCUAAUACUGUUACAGGAAAAUCUAAUGUAAGUGCAACAUUACCUUCCGGGCAACUGUCAAAUGUACCUUGGCGUCGAGCUGGUGUAAAAUAUACUAACAACGAGGCCUAUUUUGAUUGUACCGAAGAGAUCGAUGCCAUUAUUGAUAAAAGUGGUUCUGUUGUUUCAGCCGAAAUUCAAGGAUAUAUUGAUUGUGGAAUCAAAUUAUCUGGGCUACCUGAUCUGAGUUUAUCGUUUAUUAAUCCACGAUUAUUUGAUGAUGUGAGCUUCCAUCCUUGUGUCAGGUAUAGACGUUGGGAAUCUGAAAGAGUUUUGUCAUUUAUUCCUCCCGAUGGAAACUUUCGUUUGAUGUCUUACCAUAUCGGUGCUCAGAAUAUAGUUUCCAUUCCGAUUUUCGUCCGUCAUCUUAUCUCCUUCAAAGAAUCUGGAGGAGGUAAAAUAGAAAUCAGAGUUGGACCAAAACAAACGAAUGGAAGAACACUCGAUGGUGUUGUCUUGGAGAUUCCGAUGCCAAAGACAGUGUUGAAUGUAAACCUUACACCGAAUCAAGGAAAAUACUCGUUUGAUCCCGUAUCUAAGGUGUUGGUCUGGGAAAUCGGCAGAGUAGAGACCGGUAAAAGUCCUUUCGUCCGCGGUACCAUCAAUUUACAAAGCGGUUCACCUCUUCCAGACUCGAAUCCAACCAUUUUGGUCAAAUUUACCAUUAGCCAAUUCGCAAUUUCAGGUCUAAAGGUUAACCGAUUGGACAUGUAUGGAGAGAAAUACAAGCCUUUCAAAGGAGUUAAAUACGUUUCUAAAGCGGGCAAUUUUCAAGUUCGGACAUGAGACGAUUAAUGUUAAAAGCAUUGAUAAUGUUUCGCGCUGAUUGUUUUAAGAAAAACGAUCACAGUAGAUCAACAUUGAGAAACUUUAUCAAUUGUUAUAAAUCUAUGAACUUAUUGAUGUUUUGAUUGAAGAAAACAAUUUAUGUAUCAACUUUCAUGAAUUCCCUUUGAUAAUAAAUUUAUUAAUCUAUUUUUUCUUAA
Molecule: messenger RNA, 1577 nt
Organism: Panonychus citri (citrus red mite)
Lineage: Eukaryota; Metazoa; Arthropoda; Arachnida; Trombidiformes; Tetranychidae
Gene: carmine
Product: AP-3 complex subunit mu-1-like
Exons: 6
Coding region: 127-1377 (416 amino acids)
Biological process (GO): intracellular protein transport; endocytosis
Cellular component (GO): clathrin adaptor complex; cytoplasmic vesicle
Source: RefSeq, a predicted model, not a curated record